AUGACGUCUAUUGAUUACUACAUUAAUUAUUCACAGGAACGACUUGGAAAGCCAAUCAUACUCAGCAACGACGAGCAUCUUCCAAUAAAAUCGUUACUAAGUACUGACUUUGAUGUGAUGUUAGCCCCCCAAACAAUCCUGGCAUCAGCGACUGAAAAAUCUGAGACGGGCCGUACGCUCUUCAACGUCGUAAGCUGGCAAAACAUCACACCUGGGUUUGUGUGGUUGAAGCUGAACAAAACUUAUCAGGAAUCGAGGGAUAAGUUUUGGAGGGAUCUUUGUAUUGAGUAUACUUCUCCUGACGGGUCAAACGGAGUAUAUCUUUCCUCUUUCGAGGUACCAAAGGUAUUCGCGAAAGGGAUGAAACGAAUCAAGCGGAAAGAGACAGGAUAUUUUGAUUUCUGUAAAAAGAUCGCAGACACAGGCGUUAACUUCGAUGUCAAAUCUCAGGGCCCGGCCGUUACCAUAACAGUAGAGUCCAGGCAGGGUUGUUCAAUGAUUUGGCCAAUAGGCAUAAAGUGCUGCCGUCAAACUCUAUUCUAUGGUGAUUUUAUCUUCGCGAUAAAAUGCAUUGGAUGGCCACGGGAAGCCCGCACAUGGCCUUUACACGAGAGCGGAUCUUGGCCACCAAAAGCGGUGAUCAAAGAAAUCAUGAGGAAAGGAUAUCACGUGGUUCCAAAGCUUUCACACCCGAUCCUUUACAAGAAGAAAAAGAAGUAGAAAAAGAACCAGCAGAAUGAGAAUCAGUCCCUUCUUCAAUAUGAAUGGAGGUUGUCUUUCUCUA
Actinia tenebrosa (Australian red waratah sea anemone) is the source of this 784-nucleotide messenger RNA. RefSeq lists its product as uncharacterized. Lineage: Eukaryota; Metazoa; Cnidaria; Anthozoa; Actiniaria; Actiniidae. The record is from RefSeq and is a predicted model, not a curated record.